Molecule: messenger RNA, 5950 nt
Organism: Mya arenaria
Lineage: Eukaryota; Metazoa; Mollusca; Bivalvia; Myida; Myidae
Product: kelch-like protein 18
Exons: 11
Coding region: 7-1713 (568 amino acids)
Molecular function (GO): protein binding
Source: RefSeq, a predicted model, not a curated record
ACAAACAUGGCGGACGAAGUGGAGACUUUUCUCAAAGCAGACUUACCAAAUCUAGCAUUUCCCGUUUUAGAAGAUAUCAGAAGGCAGGGCAAACUAUGCGAUGUGACCCUCAAGGUGGGAGAUAGGAAGUUUCGUGCACACAGAAUUGUGCUGGCUGCAAGUAUUCCGUACUUCCAUGCAAUGUUCACACAUGACAUGGUGGAAUCCAAGCAAGACGAAAUCAGCAUGCAGGGAAUUGACCCUAAUGCCUUGGAAUCUCUUGUAAACUUUGCCUACAAUGGCCGUGUUGAAAUAGACCAGAACAAUGUCCAGUCUCUCCUGGUGGCUGCCAGUUUUCUACAUCUACAGUCUGUCAAGGAUGCUUGCUGCAACUUCCUCAAUAAGAGACUUCAUCCAACAAACUGCCUUGGAGUGCGGAGUUUCGCUGACCAGUACAUGUGUACAGGACUAGUGGAGGCUGCUAACAAAUACGUCCAGAAACACUUUAAGGAUGUGAUGAGAUCGGAAGAGUUCUUGAACCUUCCCCGGACAGAUGUCCUUGAUAUCUUGGGCAGGGACGAGCUGAAUGUUAGCACAGAGGAACAGGUUUAUGAGGCUGUCCUGCUUUGGGUAAAGAAAGAAAUUGAUUCCCGUCAAGACUGCCUUCCUGAGUUGAUGGUGAAAGUUCGCCUGCCCCUGCUCACCCCGCAGUUUCUGAGUGACCGGGUGGCUACAGAAGAGCUGAUCAAAUCAUCACACAAAUGCAGGGACCUACUAGAUGUAGCGAGGGACUACCACCUGAUGCUUGAGAGGCGGCCAUUACUACAGACAUUCAAGGCUCGGCCCCGGUGUUGUUCGGACAUCCCCGGCAUGAUCUACGCUGUUGGAGGACUUACUUCAUCAGGAGAUUCUUUGAGCACGGUGGAGUGUUUUGACCCUUUGGUAAGUCGCUGGAGCGUUGCUGAGGCAAUGAGUACCAUGAGAAGUCGUGUUGGAGUAGCUGUCCUUAAUGGUCAGCUGUAUGCUAUAGGGGGUUAUGAUGGACAGGACCGACUAAGUACAGUGGAAGUGUUUGAUCAGUCAACUAAACGAUGGAAAAAAGUUGCAGCCAUGAACUGUAAAAGAAGUGCCCUAGGGGCCGCUGCGCUCAAUAGACGUUUGUACGUUCUUGGUGGUUAUGACGGAGUUACCUCCCUAAAAUCUGUGGAGGUGUUUGACCCAGAAAACAAUGUCUGGACAAUUCUUUCCAACAUGUUAAAACACAGGAGUGCAUCCGGAGUUACGGUCCUUGACGGGGAAAUAUAUGCCUGCGGAGGCCAUGAUGGAUUGUCUAUAUUUGACUCUGUGGAGUGUUACAACACAUCUACGAACACAUGGCGAUAUCUGGCCCCUAUGAUGUCUAAACGCUGCAGACUUGGAAUAGCAGCAUUGAACGGCAAACUGUACGCAGCCGGGGGUUAUGAUGGAUCUGUGUUUCUCAAAACUGUUGAGUGCUACAAUCCAGAAAAAAAUGAAUGGAGACCUGUGAAAGCCAUGAAAGUAAAACGAAGCAGAGUGGCGCUGGUUUCAACAUAUGGAAAAAUAUACGCUAUAGGUGGUUACGAUGGUUCUACUAACCUGAGUUCUGUGGAAAUGUACGAUCCAGAGAAAGAUACGUGGGAGUUUGUGUCACCAAUGACAGCACACGAGGGAGGAGUUGGGGUGGGGGUUGUGCCGGUAGAGCCGGAGGUGUGAGAGUAGCUUUGAGCUAAAGGGAAUAAAAGGGAUUGGUAUUUCAGGGGUUUUCUAGGCAACCCAUUCAUCAGGUAUUCCUAGACAUUCCCCAUGGGAAAUAAGUACGCAGAAUAUCACAUUUUAACCAGUUAGAUCUGAGAUUUCAUUUCCCCAUCUAACAGAACUUUACAAAAGCUACAUUUCAAAAGUGGUGCUGAGUGAGGAUGUUUCCUUAUGUGUGGAUCAAUAGACAUGCCUUAACAAACUCUUGGUAGUGUACAGUACACUCCGGCUUAUAUCAUACAUGUUUUAUCCAGGGCCAGUAGUUAAACAACAUCUUAAGUCAUUUCCUAACUUACCAUUUUCCUUAUUUAAAUCUCUCUCUCUCAUGUGAUAUAGUUUCAUAAAAAUUCUGGAAGACUAUUUUCAUUUACUCUUUUUAAAAUACUUACCUCUAUGGCUAUGUUUAUAACACUAAAUAAACUUUUGUUAAAUUGACAAUGUUUUUUUAAAAAACUUAAUGUCAGACUUAUGAUAGAAAAUGACUUAAGAGCAUGUAUGGUGACCAGUUUUGUUUUUAUUUACUGGUAACAGUCAAUUUGUGUAUCAUUAUAUUGAAAAAGUAUAGGGCAAACAUGACCAGCAUUAGGAAAAUAUUAACUAGUCAUUAUACACUUUACCAGCCUUCAACCAGUAUUAGUAUGACAAAAAAUGUCAUUAAAAGGCAAGAUACAGUUGCAUUUUCAACAUCCGGCCUUGUAUGUUUACAGUCAGUUUCCAAUUUUAAAGCCUCCCUGUCUGGCAAGAAAAAAUGCCCUGAAAAAACCCAUACUACUUUUGUUUCUUAGACAACAUGCAUUAAGCAGAUUUUAACAUGUUUACUUAAUGAAAAGUCCAUAUACAUAAAUGAGUCCAUAUCUGACAAGAUAAUCAACUGUUCACAUAAUCCUUAUGUUCUUUGCCUCAUGGAGUCCGAAGGCAGUUUAUUUAUUUAAGGAAUGGAAGCUGAGGUGUAAAUAUUUAUGCUUGAACAGGCGAUGUAUAACGAUAACUUUUGAAGUCAAGUGUGGCUUCAGGGUUGUUGGCAAAACCUUGGGCCGACAAUAACAUCAGUAUUUAUAGUCCAAUCAUGAUAAAAGUUAGUGACAGUUUUUGUUGGCAUAAUAUCUGGGUCAAUUUUGAACACGGGAUAACUUGUCUUAGUAGCUCAGGAGUUAUUCUCCUUUUAUUGAAAAAUAGAGUUGCUUUAUUACUGGUGCAGACAAUUACUUACUUUAGUAUUGUCCAAUAAGGAUUAAACUUUAUAACAUUGUUUGUAAAAAUAAUGUCUUGACCAAGUCUUGACCAAGUUCAAUAAAUCAAGUACACCACAGAUAUGCCCCUUCUAAAUUAAAAUUCAAUUAGCAUAGUUUUUGAUUUGCUAAAAUAAUCAGGCAAAGUUUUCAAUUCCUACCAAGUUUUGCUCCAUUUACAUAAAAAUUAAUAUUUUAAUUGGUUUCACUACGAAAGGCCCUCUGAACAAGGGCCAAUUCUGUGGAAUUCUAGUUUAAAUAAUUAAAAGUUAUUAUGAGAGAAAUUUAUACUCUUGUUUAUUGAAUUGUGUUUGGAAUCAAAUAGGAAUAAAUACGGCAUCAUCUUUAAACAGAAUCUUAAAAUUCUUGAAAAUAUUUUUUAGACCUAAUAAGUUGAUUGUUAAACAGUAUGGAACAGACUAUUUGUAAUGUUUCCAACAUUAUCACCGGUGCUUUGUUGUGAAAUUGUGUAUGAUUUGUGAUAUUGUCAUAGUCAGAAGAUAACCCCUGUUGAUGUGUUUUUUAAUUAGUUCAAAGUCAUAGUGUCCUAAAAUAAAAAAAAUAAUGGACGCUUUGGACAUGUGACACAUCUGAUUUGCAGAAUUUAAGUUCAUUGUAUAUAGAAGCCCGAUAAGAAGGGGCAAUUUCGCCUCUGAAAAAUCAUGCAUUUACUGUGAAAUAGAGCCUCUGUACCCAAACUGUAUGUUUGUAUUGUUAAAUAAUUAUUUACUGCAUCUUUAAUGAUGUGUUUCUGUUUUCUGAAGUUCAUGUUAGUUCAACAGUAAAUUUAUUCAUCAAUACAGGAUUAAUACUGCUGAAUUGUUGAAGCACCGAACAUUCAUAUAGGAUAAUGCAUGUGUUUUGCAUAUUGAUAAAUGCAUACCAUAACAUGUUCCUACCCUGGGUUUCAAAAAUAUCUUGAAUCUCAGUACUGAAGGUAGGCUUUAGAGUUAAACUACUUGUAAGAACAUCAAUUACGUGAUAUGAACUUUGUGAUAUAGAUUUCUUGUUGUGACAUGCAUGCAUAACAAUAGUGAUGGUUGUUGCUUAAUUUAUUUAUAGAUUUUGUGCAACUACUUGUAUACAAUUUGGGCAUAGGAAAAUAGUAAAUUAUCCGAAAUAUGUGUACAUGUAUAUUGAUAUACAUGUAUGUUCAGGGUCUAUCAAAUUUAAAAGUACUAGUGAUAAUUUGGUGCUUUUUUAACUGGGGAACUGGUGGCCACUUAGCUAUAAAUUAAAAAAAAUAAAAUAUAUAGACUUAUAUUUUUUUUAUCUGUACAUAAAUUAUUUUUGUUUUGUCUUGAUCAUUUAAGUCAAGUGAGUUAAACAAUGCAUCAAAAUUAAAAAAAUAUACUUUAUAUUACAUUGUGCCCCUGUCAUAUUUACUAUAUGGCCUAUUUCUGCUUGUCAUGGUUCAUUUAUAUUCUGUCACCAGGAUUGUGAAUCUCUUUAAACCCUUUUUUUAUGUACCAUCAUACAUGUUUGAUUUCAUAAUUGAAGAAGUGUCAUGGUUUUUAUUGUGAACAGUCUUUAUAUUUGUUUAGUAUUUCAUAUCUUGUGCAAGGAAGAAAUGAAAUAUAAUAUUUCUGUUAAAUUAAUUGGAAUGAAAACAGCAUUACUCUUUGAAAUAAUUUUUUUUGUAAUGUUGCGUGUAUGUCUAGUCAGGUAGAGCAAUGUUGUAUGUGCAGUAUUAAUGCAGAUGUUAACGAAACAUGUUAACUGUUCAGUUUCAGCGAUAUUAAAGUGGUGAUUACUUUGGCUUGAACAAUUGACACAAGUUAUUUUGACUUUGACACAGGCUCAAAUUUCUUGAGCAUGCAUAACAGGCUUAAUUUAAAUAAGCCAACUCACUUGUUAACAUGACUUGGAAGUAAAGCUUGUUUGUUAUUCAGAAAAUUAUUUAUAUAUUGUCAAAGUCCAGGUGUCAGCAGCAGCAUUGUCAUUGAAGCACUUGAACCUUGAAUAACACUCAGAACUCUCUCAAGAUCCCCACUUUGUUCACAAUGAACAUUUCAAGGAAAGCCUAUUACUUAGUUUUAUGAAGUUUAAACAGAUUGUUGUAUUUUACACAAGAAAAUCAGUUUGUUUAUUUCCUUUUUUUCCAUUUAUUUUUUAUUAUUUCAAUGUGGAAUAUUACUCUGACUCACAUGAUAUGCAAAAUGGUGAAUCUGUUCAAAUAUGUGAAAUAGUUGAUUUCACAAAUAAUGUUGGUUGUAUGAGUAGUAUGCGCCAAAGGCUAUAGUUUAAGGAAUGUUUGGCAUGACAAUCCCCUGCUGUGCAUCGCCUGCUAAUUGCACUGAUGUCACAGUGGGGCCAAUUUCCUGUUUAUUUGUUUAUUGGCUCAGGGCCAUUUAGGGUCCAUUCAAGUAUAAAACCUCCAAAACUGCACAGCAGGAUAUUCAGAUCAGAGAUCUGAUAAGACAAUUAGAUGAAGAUAAAUACACAUAGGUUGGGGGGGGGGGGGUCACUUAAAGAAGGAUUAAACUAGGCCUUUAACUUAUUGUGUCCAAUAUUUGCCACUGUCUCUGUUUUGUUAUAUUUGUUUUCAAUACACAAGUGUUCGUUGCAUUUUGUUGACCAAAAUGUUUUGAAAUCUUAUGUCAUUUGUGAGAUUGUAUCUUGACAUUUAUGUUUUAAUGUUUAUUCUUUCUUGACCAUUUUGUGGUAUUUUAAAUGUGAAUACUUGUUUUAUUCUUCAAUAAACUCUGCAAAUGCCAAAAAUGUCGACUAUUACUGGUACAAUUCAUAUACACCGCACAAUGUACAUGUUAUUGUUUUGAGAAAAAAAUACUGCUCAUUUUAAAGUUCUACUGAUCUCUCAUUGGUUGUAUGUGUAGAGAACACAAUGUUUUAUCACAGAGUUGAACCAGUAGAUUAAGUACAUUUGUCAGUAGGCUGUGUAUGUGUGGUAUUACGAACGUUCUGAAGUAAUACAACUGUUUCAAUUUACCGGAAAGGAUGAAUAA